This is a messenger RNA of Hibiscus syriacus, 615 nucleotides long. Its product is annotated as actin-depolymerizing factor 5-like. NCBI's taxonomy places the organism in Eukaryota, Viridiplantae, Streptophyta, Magnoliopsida, Malvales, Malvaceae. The coding region runs from base 69 to 500 and encodes 143 amino acids. Gene Ontology annotation, cellular component: actin cytoskeleton; cytoplasm. Gene Ontology annotation, molecular function: actin filament binding. The transcript is spliced from 3 exons. Gene Ontology annotation, biological process: actin filament depolymerization; actin filament bundle assembly. The record is from RefSeq and is a predicted model, not a curated record.
AUCACCUUCUGUUUCAUGUUUCUGCAACCACCGAAGAAAACUGAGACAUCUCAACAAACUCAAUAACAAUGGCGAUGGCUUUCAAGAUGGCUACAACCGGGAUGUGGGUCACCGAUGAGUGCAAGAACUCUUUCAUGGAGAUGAAAUGGAAGAAAGUCCACAGAUAUAUAGUGUUCAAGAUCGACGAGAAAUCGAGGCUGGUGAACGUCGAUAAAGUCGGCGGCCCCGGCGAAAGCUACGACGAUCUUGCCGCUUCGUUGCCUACAGAUGACUGCCGAUACGCUGUGUUUGAUUUCGAUUUCGUCACCGUCGAUAAUUGUCGGAAAAGCAAGAUCUUCUUCAUUGCUUGGUCCCCGACGGCAUCAAGAAUUAGAGCAAAAAUGUUGUAUGCAACGUCCAAAGAUGGGCUGAGGAGUGUGCUAGAUGGCAUCAGCUAUGAAGUUCAAGCGACUGACCCAACUGAGAUGGGGAUUGAUGUGAUUAAAGACAAAGCUAAUUAGGAUUUUAAUUAUGGCAUCUUUCUUUUAAAUAACUACAACAUGUGCCUUCUUUCUUUUCCCUUGUUACCUUUUUCUUUUUCUUUUUAUUGCUAGACUUUUAGCAUUAAUAUGUAAG